AUGCUAAUCAACUUUCUGUAUUCGAAAACCGAUGUUUCCGAAGCAUUGCUCGUGUCUGAUCGGAACAUCGGCUCGUCUUGGUUCUACCUGACUUUGCGCUAUUCAGUGGGUUCUCAGUCGGAUUCUGAGUUCGCGCUGUUCGAUUUGGAUUUCUAUUCCGAGUACUACAAUUGGCGUCGCGCAAUGGAAAUUCCUGCCAUUGAACAACUGAACUUCCACGGAAGCUCUUCGGAAAUCGAAAAUGCCACGGAGACGAAAGCUUGGCUCGAUAGCAUUGGAUAUCGACAUUUACGUACAGUCCGAAGACAUCCCUGCUCUAAUGAUCAAGCUGAGAAUCUUGUGAAAACAGUCAAGAGUGCACUGGCAUCCGCGAAUCCGAAAUCAAUUGCGGACUUGGAGGCGUUUCUGGACAACUUCCUACUGCAAUACCGAAACGCGACACAUGCCACUACCAAGGAAAGUUUAGCAAGGCUAUUUAAGUCACGGUACCUGAGGUCUUCCCUGAGAUGUAUGGAUUCUACUGGUGUGACAUAA
Molecule: messenger RNA, 534 nt
Organism: Echinostoma caproni
Lineage: Eukaryota; Metazoa; Platyhelminthes; Trematoda; Plagiorchiida; Echinostomatidae
Source: the annotation of a GenBank genome assembly